GCUGGUAAUUCCCUCUGUGGUUUGGCAGUGCCUGAAAUGCUGCUGGAAAUGGAGCAGGAAGAUGUUGACGUUCCCAGUAGGCGAGUUUUGAUCACUGGUGCUACGGGACUUCUUGGCAGAGCUGUAUUUAAAGAAUUCAAUGAAAAUAAUUGGAACGCAGUUGGUUGUGGAUACAGGAGAGCUCAGCCCAGAUUUGAACAGAUUAAUCUUCUGGACUCUAUUGCAGUUCAUGACAUUAUCCAUGAUUUUCAACCUCAUGUUAUAGUGCACUGUGCUGCUGAGAGAAGGCCAGAUGUUGUAGAAAGUCAACCUGACGCUGCUUCUCAGCUCAAUGUGGCUGCUUCAGCAAACUUAGCAAAAGAGGCAGCUGGAGUUGGAGCAUUUCUGAUCUACAUUAGUACAGACUAUGUAUUUGAUGGAACAAGCCCUCCAUAUAAAGAGACUGAUGUACCAAAUCCCCUGAAUUUAUAUGGUAAAACCAAACUGGAGGGUGAAAAGGCAGUUCUGGAAAACAAUGAAGAAACUGCAGUACUUAGGAUUCCUGUCUUGUAUGGAGAGGUGGAAAGACUGGAGGAAAGUGCUGUGACAGUAAUGUUUGAUAAAGUACAGUUCAGUAAUAAAUCUGCCAACAUGGACCACUGGCAACAGAGAUUUCCUACCAAUGUCAAGGAUGUAGCAGCUGUUUGCAGACAACUAGCAGAGAAGAGAAUGCUGGACCCAUCAAUAAAAGGUACCUUUCACUGGUCUGGCAAUGAACAGAUGACUAAGUAUGAGAUGGCCUGUGCAAUUGCAGAUGCUUUCAACCUUCCCAGCAGCCACUUGAGACCAAUUACUGAUAGUCCAGUUGUGGGUGCUCUUCGUCCGAAGAAUGCUCAGCUGGACUGCUCCAAGUUGGAGAUGCUGGGGAUAGGUCAGAGAACGCCAUUUCGAGCUGGGAUCAGAGAAUCACUUUGGCCUUUCCUUGUUGACAAGAGAUGGAGACAGACAGUCUUCCAUUAGUUUGUAACUUUUCUAGUAAAAGUAUGGUAUGUGGCACUUUUUUAAAAGAAAAAAUAGUUUUGUAUGAGUGUUCUUAAAUUGUGACAUUUAUGAGCUUUCAUUUAAUUGGGUAAAGAAAUGGUCUUGCACUAGUGAAACUUAGCCUAAAAAAAUGUUCAGUGACAAAAACUGAGCCUAUUUGAUGUCAUGGAUUUUUUCCUCCAUUUGUACCAGUCUAACUUAGUAUCUGUUCUUAGUAAUGAGUACUGAUUGGGUUUGAGGAUUGAGGUUCUUAGUAAUGAGUACUGUGUGAUGCUAAGAAUGACUCAGAUCACUUGCUGACUUACUUUUGGCUGAAAUAUAUUGUUGAUGCUUAAAGUCUGUGCCAUUGUUGUAUAUACCAUUUCUCUUCAUUAAAAGACAUGGUCAGUUACUUUAUCACCAAAAAUCUGAGGGUCUUUUUUUUAAAUUUCUGAAGGUGGUGUUCUUAGGAAGUUUAAGCUGAAGUAGGAAUCCUUAAAUGUUUGUUUUGCUUGAGCUCUGAUCAAAAUGUUUUUUAAAAAAGUGAAGCUUUAUUUUUGCAAUUACCAAGUGUACUUUUUAUGCUUGAAAUAUUUUCAGAAUGUCUGUAAAUUGAAUGCCUGCAGCUUUGUAUUUGUACAGUAAGUUGUAUGCAUUUGUUUUCAUGGUGACUUUUGGGGGAGGGUGAGGAUGGUGGGAAACCAUUAGUUUUGACCUGGGGUUUUUUUGGGUGGGGGAUUGGAGUUGAAGGAUUUUUUUUUUUUUUUAUUUUUUACUGGGUGGUUAUUUGUUUUUUGUAUGAAAACACAAAAUAUCUUCAUCCUUCCCUUCCCUUUGUAGGGACAGCAUUUGCAACUUGUUAAAUUAAUGGAAGAUGUUUGUUAGUCAGUACAUGGGAGAUGGAGAGGAAAGGUGUUUAAUAGUUUGUAGCACUGCAGCGGCUUUUGCACAGAUUGUCACACCUAACACCACUGCAGCUUCUUCUGGAACAGCAAGGUGUAUGUGGUGAAGGUUUGAGGCAUUAUAAAACUGUAACAGUCUAAUAUAAGACAGUCUUUAAAGCUAGACUCAAUUGCCAGGUCAUGUGGAGGAAGAACAUUGUAAAGCUUUGCUUCCUUUUGAAGUUGUUGAAUCAACAAUAUAAAUAUUCUGAUAUUGCUAGCAGAUUAUUAGUAAAGCUAGUAAAAGGUGCAAUUGGAUGAUCAUUUAUUUUUCUGAGGCUGAAAUGAAGGGGAAGGGAAAGAUGUUUAGAUUUAAUUUUUUUUUAAGUGUAUGGGGGAGACACACAAAAAUAGACCAAUUGAAGGUCUUGUAAAGGUCAGCUUCACAUUCAGUCAUUUCAUUUCAACUGGCCUAUGCUAAGCAUUCAUAAUCCCAAUUUGUUUUUAGUCUGAAGUCCUGAUACACACAUGGUAACCUAUCUCCAAAAUUACAAUAAAUAUAUAUUGCCAGCAUGAGAAACAGUCGUUGAUUCUUUCUUUACCAUCAGGAUUUUUUUAUCUGAAUCAUAACUGUUUGCAAUUCUUCUUGAAAUCUGUGUGCCCUUACAGUGUUGGGGGCUUUUCCCCUCUUUAAUUCAGUAAUUAUUUUCAGGCUUGGAUUAGAUUGGAUCAGUUUCUCUGUCAGUGUCACCGCCUUGGAGAUGUGAUAAAGGUAAACACAAAAGAUACAGAAGGUGUUGAACUAUGAGCCCUGAAACAUCUUGGGCCUCAGGGCUGGAUCAGGAAGAUUCUAUGUCCAUUCCCCUUGCAGAGGACAAUUUGGAAGGAAAAAAGGAUGACUUCUCUCCCAAAGAUAAAGGACCUAAGUGAGAUGAGUUGGGCAUUUUACUGGAAGGAUAAAAUUGAAAUAUUUGAACUUUUUUUCCCACACUGAGCAAGUAAGUCCUGCUGUCCAGUUAUAGCAUGUCAGAGGGGAUCCAUGUCCUCAGCAUCCCCCUUGGAGACUGCAGUCUUGAGGCAUUUUGCUACUGGACAGACACUUUGGAUGACAUUUCCCUCCUCUGGUUAUAGAAAUCUAAGACAGCACCAAUAAAUAUUGUAAGAGGCAGUGAAACUAACACUGUCAUUUUCCAAUCACUUUAAAGAUACGUUGCUAUUGACAGAACUUGUCAUACUCUUUCCUUUUUGUCUCUGGCUUUGUUUCUGACUGUGUGACACUGGAAGUGUUUGUGUGCAUCCACAAGGGCCAGAAACUUUUAAGGGUCAAAAUAAUUUUGAUUGCAUGAGACAGUCUUGGCAUUGGGAGGAAGGAGUGGCCUCUUUUUACAGCAGCUGUGCCAAUUUCUGCCAGGUUAGAGAUUGUGGAAGUAUGGCAAUACACAGUCCUCGAGUCCCCAUUCAAGGGUUGUUGGAGGUUUAUAUUCAUUUAUUCAUUGCUGUCUGUCAGCAGUGGGCAUAAAGAAAGAAAAGUCACUGGUUUUAAAGUCUCAUUUUCUGUUUCAGGCUGCAACAAUGCUGUAGAAGCCCAGCAGAGAAGGGGCUGAUGUGUGUCUCAAACACUGAUAGCUGGAUGGCUGCGGAGCAGGCCAAGGACUGUUGGUGUCUGGUGAAGAGGCCAUACAGGGGUUGGGCAGCACUCUUCUGGGACAAACAUCCUUGUUCUGGCUGCUGAACAUAAGCACAAUACAUACAGCACAAGCAUGGGAAUGUGGUCCAGAAGUGCUUACAUUUUUUAAAAAGACCCCAAAGCUCUCUGACCUAUUUCUUGGUUUAGAAGAAGGGACUUCAGGAUAACUAAUUUGCAUAGAAAGUGAUAAACUUCUCUCUGGGGCAGGGAAAACUUACCUAGGGAAAAGUACCCUGACCAAGCCCAGGACCCUGGGCACCCCAGCAGCUGGAUUAGCACUGGAGCCAGGACUGGUGAUCUCUUUCUCUCCCUUUUUUCUUCUUUCCCUCUCUUUAAUUAAUCUCUUCCUCUCUCUCUCUUCCCUUUCGCCCUUCUCCUUUAUUUAAAACCCCCUGCCAUGUUUAUGCUUAUGUAGGAGGUCAGGGACUAACUGGUAUCAAAUUCCAUGCCAAGUGUGUAAUUCACUAAUAAAACUUUGUAAGCUUUUGUAGA
Molecule: messenger RNA, 4059 nt
Organism: Parus major (Great Tit)
Lineage: Eukaryota; Metazoa; Chordata; Aves; Passeriformes; Paridae
Gene: MAT2B
Product: methionine adenosyltransferase 2B
Exons: 7
Biological process (GO): S-adenosylmethionine biosynthetic process
Cellular component (GO): methionine adenosyltransferase complex
Molecular function (GO): methionine adenosyltransferase regulator activity
Source: RefSeq, a predicted model, not a curated record